GCAGUGCCUCCAGUUCGUCCGCGCCUAUCGUCGCGUUCAGUCGAGAUUGAUACGUGCUCAUCAUGAGAUCCUGUUGUUCAGUGCUCUGUCUGCUGCUCAUUGCCGUCACCGUGCUGCAUCCCAGCGAAGCACGCGGUGGACGUGGUCGAGGCGGAGGCUCAUUUGGAGGUCUCUUUGGGGGGUGGCGCAAGUACAAGAAGCCCUCGUCGUCGGGUGGCGGUCGCCGUGUGGUGAGCGGAUCACCAGUGCACACGGCAAUGUCUGUGCCAAAGCCCCCACCACCACCGGCGGCCCCACCGAAGGCAAUGCUGCCGCCAAAGCAGCAGAUACCCAGCUAUCCGCGCCAGCAGAUGCCAGCGGGAUACAGCUAUCCCUCGCAUCCGGGACAGGGCACAUACUACUCCAAUGCACAGUCCUUGCCAGCGGGCGCCGUGUACUAUGCGCAGCCACCCAUGUCCAUGAACCGAGGAUUGGGAACUGGCGACCUCCUUACGGGAAUGCUGGCUGGACACAUGAUGAACAACAUGCUCUUUGGCCACCGUCAUAAUGUCUAUCACAGAAAUCGAGAGGGAGAGGAUCAAACAGCCCAGGGCAAUGGUCGCCAGAUCAUCAUCAUCAACAAUGGACAGCCGGAGGGAGCUGCCCCCAACGAGACCACCAUUUCAGAGGAAGCUGGCGCUGCAAUAGCUCCGGAGAAUCCCCUCACCGAGGAGGACGACGAGAGCUCCAGUGCCGCCUCCAGCGAGGAGUCUUCAGGUGUCGAGGGUGCGGGUACGGGUACGGGUACUGGUCUGCCCCCGCCAGGAACCAUCAUUUGCUUCCCCAUUACACUCAACGAAACGGAUCCCGAGCAGCCCGAUUCGAUGCGAGAAGUGGAGCGAGUGGUCUGCUUCCCGACACCCAACCAUACAGAGUUGGGAGACCCAAUGGAGGGCCCCGAACAGGACAGUACUACCACAACCGACCCGCCCAUUGUUGCGGGGGAUAUCGGAGGAGGUGCUGAGGCUGCUGAUGGUGCCUCAGAGGGUAAUACUGAAGGCAGCGAAGCCAGCGAGCCUUUUGAGGUGGCCAGCUAUGUGGCUGGCCGAGCUGCCAGUGUCGCUGUUGACGCUUUGAUUUAGUAUCCCUAAGCUAAGAUUUAAGUUUUAUUUCAAAUAAAUACUAUUUAGUA
Messenger RNA from Drosophila obscura, 1171 nucleotides. RefSeq lists its product as uncharacterized. The coding region runs from base 63 to 1121 and encodes 352 amino acids. NCBI's taxonomy places the organism in Eukaryota, Metazoa, Arthropoda, Insecta, Diptera, Drosophilidae. The transcript has 2 exons. The record is from RefSeq and is a predicted model, not a curated record.